AGCAAUAAAAGCAUGAAGCACUCCUAAGCGAAACCUCGUCAUUGGGAUUUGUGAACGCCGCGAAGCAGCAGAUCACAAAUUCGCUCCCAACAUAACCCUCGACAGCUUUUAACUAAACCUCUACCUAGGGCACGGCACGGCACACAGCAAUUUCACCACCACUAACAUUGAAAACCAAUAAUAACUGAAUUCCAAACGCAAUUCACAUAACCAACCCUUACAAUCUUAAUCUUAUUCUUCUUCUUCUCUUUUCCAUGGCGGAUCCCGCCUCCUCUCCCGCCGUAACCCUAGAACCCAAACCCCAGCACACUGAAUCACAACCUGAUCCAGCUCCACCUUCCACAUCCCUAUCUCAAUCUCCGGCUCCCGCAAACCCUAAUCCCAAUCCCACUCUGCUCUCCGCGCCACCGCCCGCGCCGCCGUUGCAGCAGCACCAUCCCACCUUCUCCUACGUGCCGCCUCAGGUCUCCGCUGGACCUCCCUUCGCGCCUCCCGCCGCCCCCUCCUUCCGGCCGCUGCCUCCUCAGGCACCGCACUUCUCCCCGUUGCCAAAUCCAUCCGGAGGCGCCGCUCCGCCGAGCCUUGCCUACCAGAAUCCGUCGAUUCCACCUCCUGGUGUUAGCUCUGCGGCUGCAAUGGCUCCCGGCGUCGCCUCUUCUGCCGGUGGCGUUGCGGUUCCGGUGUCUGUGCCGCACAUGCAGCCAAUGAUGUCGUAUCAGGUUCCUCCCGGCCAGCCCGCCAUCCCAACCCUGAGACCGCCCUACGCGAUGCCAAACGGUUACGCCGCCAUCCCGGGUGCUCCUCAAACGGGUGUACCUCCUGCUGGAUUUCGUAGUGUGGGAGGAGUUUGUUUCAGAUGAAUUGGGGAGGGAUUAAGAAAAGUUGUUGUUGGUCGAGAAAGGGGUAUCGAUGACAGGAUGUUUUCUCCUACAGUGUCUUGACUCUCUUGAUUGAAUUCGGUGAGAAAGGUUGGGAGGCUUCAUAUUGCUUACAGACCUACAUCUACAACAGUACAACUCGUUUAAAUUUGGUAUGCACGUGUUUGCCAGGUUUCUUGCUUUGUCUUUUACUAAAAUUGGAAAUGAAAGUUUACAAAGAGUGAUACUCACAAUGGGAAAAUAAUAUUUGUUCUUCUGUCGAUGUAAAUAAUAUAUGGUUGUGUCAUGCUCAUUUUAGUAGGCUACUUUGUGCUAGUUGUAAGAGUACUUUCCCUUCAAUGGUUUUAUGAAUUCCAGAAGUCGACCAUGUUUGCAACUGAAUGCACGUUGGCCUUGUGUGCUAAGGUAUUGCAAUCUUUUCAAUUCUCUAUCUUUCCUCUAUUGCACUUUCAUUUCCCAUUUUUAAUGCUGCGACAUGGGUUCUAUAUAUAUAGUUAAAAGAACCACUUAGAAUUCAACUAGAAUUUCUUCUUAUUUAAACCAAGCGUACAUGAGACGUGGAUAGUCUCAUGUCACAUGUGCUUUGGUUGAUGGGAUAGUUUGAGAAGCCCACUAUAUUACAAGUGAU
This is a messenger RNA of Arachis ipaensis, 1506 nucleotides long. The record is from RefSeq and is a predicted model, not a curated record. NCBI's taxonomy places the organism in Eukaryota, Viridiplantae, Streptophyta, Magnoliopsida, Fabales, Fabaceae.